This is a messenger RNA of Miniopterus natalensis, 2093 nucleotides long. The record is from RefSeq and is a predicted model, not a curated record. Lineage: Eukaryota; Metazoa; Chordata; Mammalia; Chiroptera; Miniopteridae.
CUCCGUGAUCCUAUGUGGCCUUGACCGGGCUCCCCGUCACCGCCUCUAUACCACCUGUUAUGUCCUUGAGUCCUGUGACCCCUGUGCUCCGAUCCCUUUGCAGACCUGCAGAGGCGGUGGCGAUGCAGCCGGGUACCCUGGCAGCGGCAGCGGAACGCGAGGACGCGGAGCUGCGGUGCCGCGUGGCUGUGGAGGAGCUGAGCCCGGGCGGGCAGCCACGAAGGCGCAAGGUCCUCCGCGCGGCGGAGCUGAGCCUGGGCCGGAACGAGCGCCGCGAGCUGAUGCUGCGGCUGCAGCUGCUGCUCUCGGACUGCGCCCCGGACCGCCUGCGCCGCUUCCUGCGCAUGCUGAGCCUCAAACUGGCGGCGGCCCCGGGUCCCGGGCCGUCCUCCGCCCGCACGCAGCUGCUUGGCCCGCGGCCCCGCGACUUCUUCACCAUCAGCCCGGUGCAGCCCGAAGAGAGGAGGCGCGCAGCGGCCACCAGGAUCCCCGACACGACGCCGGUGAAGCAGCCCACGGAGUCCCGAGUGGGGGCCGAGCCCAACACCGAAGCCCCAAGGUGGCCCCUGCCUGUGAAGAGGCUGAGCUUGCCCCCCAGCAAACCACAGCUUUCUGAGGAACAGGCUGAGGUGCUGAGGGUUGUCCUGAAAGGCCAGAGCAUUUUCUUCACUGGGAGUGCAGGGACUGGGAAGUCUUAUCUGCUGAAGCGGAUCCUGGGCUCACUGCCUCCCACAGGCACGGUGGCCACUGCUAGCACUGGGGUGGCAGCCUGCCACAUUGGGGGUACCACCCUCCAUGCCUUUGCAGGCAUUGGCUCCGGUCAGGCUCCCCUGGCCCAAUGUGUGGCCCUGGCCCAGCGGCCAGGUGUGCGGCAGGGCUGGCUGAACUGCCAGCGGCUGAUCAUUGAUGAGAUCUCCAUGGUGGAGGCGGACUUAUUUGACAAGCUAGAGGCUGUGGCCAGAGCUGUCCGGCAGCAGAAUAAGCCAUUCGGAGGGAUCCAGCUCAUCAUCUGUGGGGACUUCCUGCAGCUGCCACCUGUAACCAAGGGCCUCCAGCCCCCACAGUUCUGCUUUCAGGCCAAGAGCUGGAGAAGGUGUGUCCCAGUGACCCUGGAGCUGACCAAGGUGUGGAGGCAGGCAGACCAGACCUUCAUCUCUCUGCUGCAGGCUGUGAGACUGGGCAGGUGCUCAGAUGAGGUGACCCGCCAGCUCCAGGCUACGGCCACCCACAAGGUGGGUCGAGAUGGGAUUGUGGCCACGAGGCUCUGCACCCACCAGGAUGAUGUGGCCCUUACCAACGAGAGGCGGCUGCGGGACCUGCCAGGUGAGGUACACAGCUUUGAGGCCAUGGACAGUGACCCUGAGCAAGCCCGGACUCUGGAUGCCCAGUGUCCUGUUAGCAAGCUCCUUCAGCUAAAGCUGGGGGCCCAGGUGAUGCUGGUGAAGAACCUAGCGGUGUCCCGGGGCCUGGUGAACGGCGCCCGAGGGGUGGUAGUUGGGUUCGAAACUGAGGGGAGAGGGCUGCCCCAGGUACGGUUCCUGUGUGGAGUCACUGAUGUCAUCCGUGCUGACCGCUGGACGGUGCAGACCACUGGGGGCCAGCUCCUCAGCCGGCAGCAGCUGCCCCUCCAGCUGGCCUGGGCCAUAUCCAUCCACAAGAGCCAGGGGAUGUCCCUGGAUUGUGUGGAGAUCUCUCUGGGCCGUGUAUUUGCCAGCGGCCAGGCCUACGUGGCUCUUUCCCGGGCCCGAAGCCUGCAGGGCCUUCGUGUGCUGGACUUUGAUCCCAUGGUGGUUCGCUGUGACCCCCGUGUGCUGCGCUUCUAUGCCACCCUGCGGCGGAGCAGUGGCCUUGGCCUGGAGUCCCCCAGUGAUGACGAGACAGCCUCAGACCAGGAGAAUGUGGACCCAGCCCAGCCUAGCACAGCCAGGACCAACACCCUCCUGAGCCUGACUCGAGAAGACGCACUGCAAACUGUGUGCCUGUAUCUUAAGCUGCUUUUUAGGGAAAGAAAUAAUGUUUGGGGAUUGAAAUGGAUGUUCUCAGAUUAUAUUUAUCUAGGACAAAUAAACUUGUGAAUUGUGUAAGGACUGUGA